Messenger RNA from Rotaria sordida, 1130 nucleotides. NCBI's taxonomy places the organism in Eukaryota, Metazoa, Rotifera, Eurotatoria, Philodinida, Philodinidae. The record is from the annotation of a GenBank genome assembly.
AUGGUGUCAUUGGGAGCUACCAUUACAAUUGAUUGUGAAAAUGUUAUUGGUGAUUUAAAACAUAUUUGGACAUCAAUUGGUUUUGAUGAAAUCAAUUGGUCGUAUACUGAACGAGGAAAAAAUUUACUUAAAAUCUUAAAGAAUGAAGUUAUAAGAAGACCAUAUUAUAUACGAAAUCAUAAUGCAUUUACAAGUGGAAAUUGUCUUAGUUCUCCAGCUCAUGGAUCAACAAAUAUUUAUACUGAAGAUGAUCAUGGAAAUCCAAUAUAUAAUUUUGAUAUUCUUGAUCAAAUUUAUGAUAAUUACCUUGCAAAUAAUUUCAUUCCAUUUGUUGAAUUUGAUUUUAUGCCGUUUGAUUUAGUUUCAAAGUCAAGUGAACAACAAGAUUAUGAUUUAAAUGGAUGGAAAUAUCCACCAAAAGAUUAUAAUAAAUGGAUAAAUUUAAUUCAAACAUUUAUUAAACAUUUAUAUGAACGAUAUGAUAAACAAAUUGAAAAUUGGUAUUUUGAAGUAUGGAAUGAACCAAAUAUCGAUCAUUAUUGGUUAGGAUCAUUUGAAGAUUAUUGUAAAUUAUAUGAUUAUUCCGUUGAAGCUCUAAAAUCUAUUAAUCCAAAUUUAAAAAUUGGUGGACCAGCAUUAGCAACAAAUGAAUCAAGUGGAGAGUUUUUAAAUAGAUUUUUAGAACAUAUUACCAAUGGAAUAAAUUAUGCAACGAAACAAAUUGGAACAUCAAUUGAUUUUAUUUCAUUUCAUACAAAAGGUGCAUAUUUUAAUCCUCUUCGUUCUUAUGGUCAUAAAGUUGAAUUUGAAUAUCCAAGUAUAAGACGUAUCAUCGAUGAUACUGUAACUAAUUUGACGAUUAUUAAUCGAUUUCCAAAAUUAAAUAAUAUAUCAAUAUUUAUUGAUGAAUGUGAUCCAACUGUUGGUGCUAUUUAUGGAAUAUAUGAUAAUCCAAAUUUUAUUGUAUGUAAUACAGAAUAUUAUCCAUCAAUGAUUGCUGAAAUGAUUUAUAAUAUAUUGUCUAUAUCACCAAGAAUUCAUUUAAUGACAAGUUCAUUAUUUUAUAUGGAAGGGAAAAGAUUAUUUGAAGGUAAUCGAACAUUCGUAACUAAUUAUAAUUUAUAUUUACC